GGACUAGCAGCUCGUGAAACAGCGCUUGAAAUACUUGCCGGUAAAGACCACACUAAGCACAAUUUACAGGAAUAGAUAUUCAAUGUUUUGAUUUCACAACCGAUUUGUUUAUUGAGAUCAUAUAUACUAAUGCACGAAUAAUGUUUAAUUUUAAUGGUAUUUACAAAUAGUCCAAAUAGUGAAGAUACAACCUGCGUUAUGGACGUUAAACUGUUCUGUGUGAUUCUCAUUGUACAUGCGGUUCAGUUAUGUGGUGGGGCUGUAGACAGCUGUGCUGAUGAUCUAGCAGAGUGCCCUGAGCUAGCGGCUAAUCACGAAUGUUAUUUUCGAUCCAACGAAACAAUGUGUGCCUGUCACAAAUCCUGUAUUUCUUCAGAUAUGUGUACAGAAAAACAGCCACAUCUACCACAGUUUGAAGACAAAAGAUGUGAUUGUCUGGAGUAUGUAAAUGAAUGUCGUUAUUGUGAUACCCCAGAACCAGGUUGUCCUCUACCCACCUGGGCAUCAGAAUGUAACAGAACAUGUCAUAUGUGGGCAUUUACCGCAUGUCUAACAAAUGUUAGCGAUGUUAAAUCCAGAGUUGUGACGUCAGGCACUUAUCAUUAUUUCGGAUAUAAACAAAUCAUAGAACGGAAAUGUAAAAAUGGUUAUAUGCAAACUGCUGGCUCACGUGGGUUACAGGUAUGUGGCCCAAACGGUGAUCUGUUAACUCAUACUCAGUACGGAGAUUUACCCAUUUGCGAAACUACAAACUGUGGCCCACCUCCAAAGAUCCUAUAUGCUUCGCCCAAUAGUACCGCUGAAGGCGGGUACCUAGAUGUCGUGUCCUACACCUGUCAACCAGAAACCACCCUGAUUUCCGGAGAUGUUGGAACCCAUACGUGUCAUACUGACGGCUCCUGGCGACUUGAAUCUGGAUCUGUUGCACCUUACUGUAAAGCAAACGCCGCCUAUUUUGAAGCAUUACCAACCUAUGGGCCGGUACCAAACAAGACACUGACAACAGUAAAGGGACAUAACUUGUUUUAUUGCGGUGUUCAGUGUCUACAGUCAUAUUAUUGUGUUGGUUAUACGUUUGACAAAUCAAACCAAGAAUGUCUGCUGAACGAGAGUGGUGAAAAGUCAACAAACACGAAAUAUUCCAUAAUAAAACCAUAUUAGACGACUUCAUCGGAAACGCUAGCAGGGUAUCUAGGCCGUGUUUCUCAGACACUUGUUUAAAAACCAUAUUAAACAACUUCACUGGAAACUCUGCCAGAGUCUCUAGGCUAUCGGUGUUUCUCGGACUCGUUUAGUAUUAUUUGACAGACUUCAUCGGAAUCAAGAUUCUUAAGCCCUUGGCGUUCCCCGGACUCUGCCAGCGUCUCCAUGGCAUUGGUGUUUUAUUUGUCAGACUUGUAUGGAAUAAACAUCCACUUCUGUUUUUUUAUUUUACAUUUAGUUUUGAAAUGAUGAAUUUGGACCAUAAACUGGUCCCAAAGCGCUAGACAUCUUGUGGUUCGUCUUGGGAGCCUAAGCCUCCGCUAAUUCAAGACCGAUCGACAUUCAACUU
Patella vulgata (common limpet) is the source of this 1552-nucleotide messenger RNA. RefSeq lists its product as uncharacterized. Lineage: Eukaryota; Metazoa; Mollusca; Gastropoda; Patellidae. The transcript is spliced from 7 exons. The coding region runs from base 154 to 1161 and encodes 335 amino acids. The record is from RefSeq and is a predicted model, not a curated record.